Messenger RNA from Lolium perenne, 2240 nucleotides. RefSeq names its product protein ecdysoneless homolog. Gene Ontology annotation, cellular component: nucleus. The record is from RefSeq and is a predicted model, not a curated record. NCBI's taxonomy places the organism in Eukaryota, Viridiplantae, Streptophyta, Magnoliopsida, Poales, Poaceae.
AGCCGCUGGGCCGGAGAUAUUCUCCGAAGAGAACUUCUGCCGGCAGCGCCGCCCCAAACGUCACUCGCGCCGCUCCAGCACUCGAAUCCCCAUGGCCGCCGCCGCCUCCUCCUCCUCCAGCCCCUUCCCGUUCCCUCCCCGCCGCCCGCCGGACGACACCCUCUUCUACGCCAUCUACCCGCUGCCCCUCCCCACGGGCCUCCCUCCCCCGGCUCUCCUCGCCUCGUUGCAGUCCCUCCACCUCGCCCUCCUCUCCCACCUAUCCCCCUUCCUCUCCUCCCACCUCUUCCACCGCGACCCCUUCACCCUCUCCCUCCCCGCCGACCCAGCCGCCCCCUGCUCCCUCUGCUCCUCCCCACCAACCCCCCACCUCCACGGCGCGCUCCGCUUCGGCGACUCCCUCCCGGACGAGUGGCUCGCGGUCUCCCUCCUCUUCGCCCUCACCCGCGCCUUCCCCGACACCGUCGCGCGCGCCUGGGACUCGGACGGCGACUUCCUCCUCAUCGAGGCCGCCUUCGCGCUCCCGCGCUGGCUCGACCCGGACACGGCCCCCAACCGCGUCUUCAUCUCCCGCGGCGAGCUCCACAUCCUCCCGCCCUCCCUCUUCCCCCACACGCCCCCCCUCGACGCCGCCCUCCGCGCCGUCCACGACCCCUCCGUCCCCACCCGCGCGUCCGACGCCGUGCAGGCCGCCAUCCAGCGCCGCAUCUCAGUCACGCCCGCGGAGAACCUCCACACGGCGCGCGUCGUCGCGCCCGCGCCCGUGGCCAAGGUGCUCGCGGAGGAGCCCUGCCUGGUCGCGCGCGCGGUCGAGGGGUUCUACGACCGAGACGUCGACACCAUGAAGCACGCCGCCAGGAUGACCAGGUUCCUCAGGGGUCCUGCCGGGGACGGGGUUGAGAUGGUGAGGACGUCCGUGCGGUUGACGCGGGCGAUGUAUGCCCAGCUCAUGCAGCAGAGCUUCCAGGCGCCCAGGGGUUACCCCAUGCCGAGGAGGGAGGAGGGCCCGGACAGGUGGGUGGAGGCGGAGCUGGGGAUGAAGAUCGCGUGUGGGUUCGAGAUGAUGUACCAGGAGAGGCGCCACGAGGUGGAGGAAGGGAAGGGGAGCACGUGGGAGGUUUACCGGAACAGCUUGGAGGCGGCGGGGUGCUUUGAGGGGCUGCUUCCUGGUUCCAAGGAGUAUAAGAGGGUCAUGGAGGAUGCAAUGCAGUAUUACAAGACCUCCAGUUUGUUCUCACGAACAAGGGAGAUACUAAGUGCGCCUGUGCAUCGAAUAGAUGAAAUCCUUGCAAUGCCGUACUCAGCUGAAGAUUUUCAAGGCAUUAACCUUCCUCCGAGUGAUGACGAUUCUUGGCUUUGUAAUGGGGAGGAUGAGUUGAAUGCAGAACUUCAUGAGAGGCAGAAGGAAGUAGAAGAGUAUGAGGCUUUAAAGAAGCGUACGAAGGGUCAGAAACAAAAUGUUUCCAGCAGUUCUAGCUCCCAGCCAAGCGAGUUUAAUCUUGGAGAAAUCACGGAAUCCAUGCAGGACUUUGUUCGAAAAAUGUCAAGCUUCGAGGGAGCUGAAGUUCCGUCAAACAGGGAAGAGAUGGAAUCAGUGGACCUUGAUGUCAAUCAGUUCUUCAAGGCCAUGGAAUCAGUUCUAGGGAAGGCGUCGCAAGAGAAAGCCGGCAAUGAUACUGAAACUGAUAGAAAGUCCUCCUCGUCAGACAUGGACUUCGAUGAUUCUGAUUACGAGAAUGAUUCUGCUGAAGAAGCUGGUGACAAGGAUAUGGAUGAUUCUUUCAUGGAGACAUAUUCAGAUGCUUUGAAUCAAGAGCUAAGUAACACAAGUAUCAAAGAAACCUUCUCUCGAGCACCACAUCACACCAACGAUGAGGGUCCCUCAAAUGUUGCUGAUAGUGAUGGGGAGAUGGCUCCAGUUGAUGUGGACUUAAACCUUGUCGAGAGCUUUCUUAACUCGUACUCGUCUCAGCAAGGCCUUCCUGGCCCAGCUUCCAAUCUGCUUGGACUUAUGGGUGUAAAGGUACCUCCUCCGGAUGGUAAAAAAUUGUGAUUUUGUGUUUUUCAGUGUACACGUGAAACUUCACUGAACAUAGGCUGCUUAAUUUGUUGUGAUGUUGUAUCUUUUUAUCUUCACUUCACAAAACAUUGCUGUACGAUGCAAACUGCAAGUAGAGAUCACCAAAAGGAACGUUUACUAUGACUAACCGACCAACCUAUUAUGGUGUGUGAACUUUGUA